AUGUCCGACCAUUCCAAAGAGCCUCCUCCCGCCACUGCCAUCCGACGCCACCCGCUGGCCGAGCUCACCGAGAGCGAGCUUGUAGCGGACGAUGAGCCAAAGCUCUUCCGCGGCGUCGCCGACGGGUGGCGAGCCGCGUCACGUUGGGGCAGCCCUUCGCUGCUAGCCGAGCACUACGGCCAUCUCGAGUUUGAGGUCGCCGCUGGCACGCACACGAGGCUCGCCGACUUCCUCGCUGAAACUGCGCAGGACGGCGGUCGCUACCUCGUCGAGACUGCGUUCAACGGAGAGAAAGCCGUCCUACUCAGUGACUACACCCGGCCUCCCGGCUUUGCGGACGCGCUCGACGAGAUCCCCGGCACGAUCAGCCGGCCACACUGGUUCGUCGGCGGACCCAGGACGGGCAGCAAGCUCCACGAUGACACACGCAUGACCUGCGGCUGGAGCGUCUGCCUUUUCGGCUGCAAGCGCUGGCUGCUGCUGCCUCCCGACACCGACGUGCACGGGCUGGGUCUCGCGCCGUACAGCCACGGCGUCGACAGCUGGCUGCGCGUCCGCGAGUGCCUCCAGCGGGCCGGCGAGCUCGUCUACGUGCCUGCGGGCUGGCACCACGCCGUCCUCAACGUGUGA
Molecule: messenger RNA, 630 nt
Organism: Emiliania huxleyi CCMP1516
Lineage: Eukaryota; Haptophyta; Isochrysidales; Noelaerhabdaceae
Exons: 3
Coding region: 1-630 (209 amino acids)
Source: RefSeq, a predicted model, not a curated record